AGAGAGAAAGACAGUAGAACUGGGUCUGUUCUGUUCCAGAAGUACUGUACUGGUCCUGUGGUGGGGAUAAGGGGUCUGGUUUUGGUUGGUGGUCCGGUUCCCUUCCUUGAUACUGAGACUAAAGGGUAUGGACACCUUUCUGACCUUAUUUGGACUGAUGCUUAUGUGUGGUCUGUGCUCAGCUCAGAAACUCUCUCCAACAGGGAAGAACGUCUGCCUCAAUACCAGGAAUUCUCCCACAUGUUGUUCUGGAUGGGAACUGCACGGUGAUGAAUGCACUGUUCCACUCUGUGAGGGGGACAGAGCCUGUCUACAGGAUGAAGUGUGUGUUUACCCAGGACUUUGUCGUUGCAAAGCUGGAUUUUAUGGGUACCAGUGCAAAACCCGUUGCCCUCCUGAAUUUUGGGGGCCUGAUUGCCGUGAGCUCUGCCCCUGCCACCCUGGUGGUGUUUGUGACCCAGCCACAGGUGAGUGCUCAUGUCUGCCUAGCCACUGGGGCAACCUUUGCCAAAACAGCUGCAAAUGUGGACGCCAUGGAAAAUGUGACCCGGUCUUUGGCAACUGCACUUGUGAGGAGGGAUGGUGGACGUCCACUUGUUCCAAGGCCUGCCAGUGCUAUCCUGGCACAUCCACCUGUGACCAAGCCACAGGCCGCUGCUUUUGUAAUGAGGGUUUCUGGGGUCAAAAGUGCAGCUUACGUUGCAACUGCUAUUUGUCUCCUUGCCAUCAGCACACAGGGGCCUGUCAGUGUCUGCUUGGCUGGUGGGGUCCAACCUGCGACCGCCGUUGCAAUUGUAAUUUAAAACAUGCCGAAUGUGACCCGCUAACUGGAGUCUGUUUGUGCCACCCGGGUUACAAGGGCCCUUUCUGCAACGAGCCAUGCAGCAGUGGGAAGUACGGGAGUGGCUGUAAGAAGAGCUGUGGACACUGUGAGGGAGGCAGACCUUGCUCUAUACAGGACGGCCUGUGUGAUGCCUGUGCACCAGGGUGGAAUGGCACUCAUUGUGAUCAGCGCUGUCCAGAUGGUUAUUAUGGCCACCAUUGCCAGGAGGUUUGCCCACUUUGCAGAAACAAGGACCUGUGUGACCCGGAAACUGGAGCGUGCUUACAUUGUGACCCUGGCUGGACUGGACCAAGAUGUGAAAUAACUUGUACAGAUGGCACUUACGGAGAUGGCUGUCACUUCCUGUGUAAAACAUGCUAUCAAGGCGUCUGUGAUCAUGUGACAGGAAGUUGCAUUUGUCUCCCUGGCUUCCAGGGUGAGAGCUGUAACAGCACAUGUCCUGGCCACUUGUAUGGUGUUAACUGCUCUUCCAUUUGUGACUGUGGGAAUAUCGCCUGCCAUCCAACAACAGGGGCCUGCCCAAACAGUAGUAGAGCAGGUCUCUUAGUAGGGCUUUUGGUUCCCCUGUUUAUUUUAAUUCUUGCCCUGUUGUUAUGCUGCUACUGUUGCGGAGGUCCAGUUGAAAGAAAGGAAGGAGUGGUGGUUGGAGAUGGAAGCCCUGCAGUACGCAUGAAGCAUCAUGUUUAUACUGUACUGGCCAACAUGGGUUCAGCCAUGCCAUGUAAUACCCUUUGGUCGUCUGGUCUACCCAGAGUUACAGUCUCUCAUCAUGAUCCUGAGCUCACAUUUAACCACAGCUUCAUUGAGCAGCCUUCCUCUUGCUGGGUGACUGAUUCAUUUGAAACAGAUGAUGAAGGAGAGGCUGUCUAUUGUGAACCUCCUAGGGAAGAUGUCCUCACUGUGACUGGCGGAGAGCUCCAGGAGCUGAACUCUAAGUGUAACUUCUUCCCUGACCCAUCAACCUUCAGCAGUGAGGACAUGUCACAAGCUUUUGGCAUCCCCCGUACCUCCAGCAUUGCCAAAUCCAAGCGCCCUUCUGUCUCCUUUGCCGAGGGCACAAAGUUCAGCCCUAAAGAACGCCACAGCUCAACCCAAGAUCUGCCCGGCUCUAUCCGGAAACCCAAAACCUGGGGUAUUCUGAUGCUCUCCGCCUUGCAAGGAGGACAGGGGAACCAUAGCGAGGUAGAAGCUGAAAAGGAAGAGAAAAACAAAGGGGAGAAUGCCUCCUGUGAGGAUCAAGAAGCUACCACUGCAACACCUCAAGCCUCAGAAAAAUAUAGUUCUGGUCCAAUAAGGACUCACCUCACUGUUCCAGGUGGGAGACUUCACACCCUUUCAAACACCAGUAAGAACACACAGUUACAGAGCUCCUCUGAUGGGGGCCAAGAGACGGAUUUAGAUGCAGAGAAACUGAUGACUGUAUAUGUGACUGUGGGUAAGACCACAAAGAUGGCUAAACAAGAGUCCAGCUCUCAGGGACCUGUCCAGGCAAUGCUGCGAAGACUGAGCAGCCUCCAAAGACAGAGAGAGGAGACCGCCCAGCCCAAAGGUAGGGGGCAGGCAAUUGUCAAGCCUCCAAGGAGAAAACUGGGAGCACGGGCCAGUGCGUGGGAGCAAGCUACUGGGUCAGGCCAUGCGGAAGUGAUCAUGAGAAAACCUAGUCGCAGGAAACACAACUCCCUCAGCUCCCCCUGUACAGUUGGGGCAACAGACAUUCCCCAGGAGAAAAGCACCCCCAAGAGGCCCCUGUCCUUCAUUUUAAAGAGUGUUCCAGAGAGCGAUGUGCAAAGAUCAUUGGUGGAACAAGAUGCAGAAACUUUUAGUCAGCCAGACAGUCCAGCAGAGCAUGCAUAUGAGACCGUGGCUCUGUCAGAUGGUGUUUCCACCUCCUCAGAGAUUAUUAUCAAUGAGACAGUUGUUGAACAAGCAGAAACUGAGCCAAAUUAUGAGAACGUUUAUGUAAAACAUUCAUAAUACAUACAUAGUCCCUGAAUCUCAGAGACAAGCAUUGUAGGGAUUAUUUUGUUUAUAUAUUCCCAUUAUGGUUCCCAUUAAAUUGUUAUUUUAUAA
Myxocyprinus asiaticus (Chinese sucker) is the source of this 2914-nucleotide messenger RNA. RefSeq names its product scavenger receptor class F, member 1 (gene scarf1). Bases 128 to 2818 code for a protein of 896 amino acids. The record is from RefSeq and is a predicted model, not a curated record. Lineage: Eukaryota; Metazoa; Chordata; Actinopteri; Cypriniformes; Catostomidae. The transcript has 11 exons. Gene Ontology annotation, molecular function: scavenger receptor activity.